Messenger RNA from Acyrthosiphon pisum (pea aphid), 516 nucleotides. Its product is annotated as craniofacial development protein 2-like. The record is from RefSeq and is a predicted model, not a curated record. Bases 1 to 516 code for a protein of 171 amino acids. The transcript has a single exon. NCBI's taxonomy places the organism in Eukaryota, Metazoa, Arthropoda, Insecta, Hemiptera, Aphididae.
AUGAGGUGGCAAGAUACGGGUUCAAUGCAAAUAAGUAAUAUAACGCUGUUUUUUGGUGCUUGUGACGGAAGAAGACAAGCUGGAAGUGGAUUCGCGGUAAACAACAAGCUACUAACAGCUGUAAAAAGUCUUAAAGUUAUAAACCCUAGAUUAACGAUCUUGACACUGGAUACAAAAUGGUUUGGAGUAGUCUUCAUAAAUGUACAUGCUCCAACAGAGGACAAAGAUGAUAAUGAAAAAGAUGAUUUCUACUCGUUGUUAGACAAUACACUGUGUGAGAUACAAAGAGGCUGUGUACAAAUCAUAUUAGGAGAUUUUAACGUAAAAAUCGGACGUGAAGAAUGUUUUAAGCCGAUAAUAGGAGGGCAUAGUCUACACCAGUUAUCGAAUGAUAAUGGGUGCAGACUUAUUGACUUGGCAACGGGAAGAAAUCUAAGGGUUAAAAGUACCAUGUUCCCUCAUAAGAACAUACACAAAGGUACAAGGAGGUCACUAGAUGGACGACAUGUAAAUUAA